AUGAACUUUGACAUUUCAUCUUGGAAAUCAACAGAUUUUAAAAAUUUAAAGAGUCUUGAAUUGAGAUUCUCAAAGAUAAUAGGUUCCAUUGAUGAAAGUUUUUGUUCAAUAUCUAUAAUGGUCAAUGAUAAUAAUCUAAGUGGAAAAAUUCCAUCAUGUUUUUAUUGUUUUAAAACUAUUAAUGAUGUUGCUUUCAAUUCCAUGUUUAUAAAUAAUCAAUUUUCAAAUUUUCCCCCAAUUCCAUUCUGUACUUCAAUUUUACCCAAUGCAUGGUACAAUGAAACCAAUAAAUAUUUAUAUAUUUACGGUCAAGAUAUAGGUAAAAAAUCAACAGAUAUGGUGCUUUCUGGACAAUUAUCAAGUAUAGUAAUGAGUCCAGUUAUACCUCUUCAAAAAUUUGAAUCAACAUAUAUACUUAAAAAAGAUUUACCAUUAAUGUUUGAUGUGACCUUUAAUGCAAAUGCAAGUGCAACCAUACCAACCCAAACCUUUACACUUUCAACAUUUCCUACAAAUCCAAAUGUAACAAAUAUUAUUCCAAAUGGAAUAACAAAACAAAUAGUUUUUAAAGGUUUAUAUUUUAGUUAUAAUAUAACAUCAAUUAAAGUUAAAUUAGGUAGUUUUGAUUGUCAAGUUGUUGCUUCAACAUUUUAUAUUAUAACAUGCUCAACUCCAAAUGGAUACGAUUUUACCCAAACCAAUGUUUUAACAACCAUUAGUAUUGAUAAUAAUAGUCCUGGUAAUAUUUAUCCACCACUAUUAGCACAAUAUAUGAUAAAUAUGAAUUAUGAAAAUAAGAUAUGUGCUAUAAAACAAUGUCCAAAUAAUUGCAGUAAUCAAGGUACAUGUAAUCAAGAAACUGGUAUUUGUGAUUGUAUUCCUACUAGAGAUGGAGAAGAUUGUUCUAAUUAUAUAUGUAUACCCGAUUGUUUAAAUGGUGGUGUUUGUAUUGGACCCAAUAAUAAAUGUAAAUGUCCAACAAAAUAUUCAUCAUCAGAUUGUUCAGUUCUAUCUCAUUAUGUUACAUCAGUAUCACCAUGUUCAAUUAAUGGUGGAAAUGUAACACUUUACGGUUUAUUUCCUGAAACAACAUUAGAAUAUAUUGUUAAAAUUGGAAUAUAUAGUUGUCAAGUUAAACAAAAAUCAAAUUCAGAAAUUCAAUGUUUAUUAGGUCCAGGUACAGGUACCCAUAAUGUUAUUGUUACAUUAUCAAAUCAUAGCGAUGUUUAUUUCACUGGUGUUGGUAUUUUCAAUUAUUUCAAUACAAUAAAAGAAUGUCCAAGUAAUUGUACAUCAUCUUCCAAUGGUCAAUGUAAUACAAAUACUGGUUCAUGUUUUUGCCAAAAAGAUUAUAUUGGUUUUGAUUGUUCAACUAAAAUAGAAUUAGAAUCAACAAUUCCACCUGUUGAAACAAAAGUAGAUACAAAUUAUGGUGGUGCACAAAUAUACAGCGAACAAACAGCUUUUAACAUAUCAGUUAUUGAAUUAAAUGAAAUUUCAAUCGAUGGUACUGUUGUUGCUAAUCAUACAUUACAAAAUAAUUGGAUUGUUACAAAUAAGCAAAAUAAUAUUUAUACUUUUGAACAAAAUAUAAACAAUUUAUCAAAAAUAAUCUAUACAAUUGAAGAAGUUACCAAAGAAAAAGAAUUUCAAUUCGGAAGUACAACUUAUAUUGUUCCAAAAGAAUCACUCAAAAUAUCAGUUAAUAUUUCAAAUUAUCAAUAUCAAAACUCGUUAAAUACACUUACAUUGUCAUUCGUAUCGAGAGUGUCUGACAAAGACAAUGGUAACAAUAAUAAUAAAUGUAAUGAAAAAGAAACAGUAAUCGAUUCAUCAAAUGCAAAUAAUCAAAGAGAUGUUAACUAUAUUAAAGUAUUCAAAAAUUCACAUCAAUUAAUAGGUAGAUUUAUCAAUAAAGUAAUAUCAGAUGGAAGGGAAACAUUCUUAUCAAGUUCAAUUAACACUAUUACAACCAAUAAUAAUACACUCGAAAACGGUAUUAUUUUAUCACUAAAUUUACCCCAUUGUGAAUAUUCUUGUUUUAUUGAUCCUGAUUUCAGUGUAUUGGUAACAUCAGAUUACAAAUCGGACUGUAUAAAAGAUAAAAACAACUGGAUAAUUCCCGUAGCAGUUGUUGUACCCUGUGUUUUUGUUGUUGCAUCGAGUGUAGCUAUAGCUAUUUUAUAUAAAAAGAAUAGACUUAAAUUAAAACUUCUCGGUAUUAAAUUAAAAAAAUUUACAUAA
Dictyostelium purpureum is the source of this 2244-nucleotide messenger RNA. RefSeq lists its product as uncharacterized. The record is from RefSeq and is a predicted model, not a curated record. Lineage: Eukaryota; Evosea; Eumycetozoa; Dictyosteliales; Dictyosteliaceae. The transcript has 4 exons. Bases 1 to 2244 code for a protein of 747 amino acids.